This is a messenger RNA of Drosophila busckii, 1581 nucleotides long. It is a transcript of the gene mah, whose product is annotated as sodium-coupled neutral amino acid transporter 1. The record is from RefSeq and is a predicted model, not a curated record. The transcript has 5 exons. Lineage: Eukaryota; Metazoa; Arthropoda; Insecta; Diptera; Drosophilidae. The coding region runs from base 1 to 1581 and encodes 526 amino acids.
AUGUUUUUCUUUCGACGCUCGCAUGUUAAGUCCGUGCCACGCCCCUCGCGCGCACCUUCCUUUGCGCUGCCCAAGCAGCGUUCCACGGUGCUACUAACGCCUUCGCAUCAGCAUGAUCAGCUGCCGUUUUUAUCCCGCUCACGCUUCAGCGCUUUGCCACAUUUCCGCGUUCACACGGAUGAGCCGCAGAGCCUGUCGCUAUUCAUUGCCAUACUCUAUGUGGUGGACUUGUUUGGCAUUUUUCCAUUUCUAACGCUGCCUUCGCUGCUGGUUAAGCUGGGCUACUUUGGCCUGCUCCUGGUUCUCUCUAUAAUCUUUUUGCAAAUGUAUACAUCCUUUUUGCUGUCGCAGUGCUGGACCAUGGCUGAGCACUUGGAUCCUUCUAUACUACAGAAACGAAAUUAUCCUUAUGCCGCCUUGGCCGAGCUUGCCUUUGGUCCUUAUGUUAGCCUCUUGGUGUCUGUGCUGCUGGACUUGAGCAUCUUUGCCUUGGCUGUGCCCAGCAUUGUUAUGGCUGCCGAGAAUCUUGAGGCUGUUGUGCUGCGCAUGAGCGCUGGCCAUUAUAAUUUUAGCUACUGCUAUUGGGCCAUCAUUGUGGGCCUCAUCAUUUGUCCUCUCAUGUGGCUGGGCAGUCCCAGGCAUAUGCGCGGUCUGGCUAUAAUUGCAGUUUGUGUAAUGAUUAUUAUAGUGGGCCUGCUAUGGUAUUGCCUAUUCGAUGCGCCCGCUCUGGGCACGCCCUUUGAAGGAGUUACGCUAGAACUUCCUGGUUUCCUUACCAUAUUGAGCAGCUAUAGCGUUCUAGCCUUUCAAUUUGAUAUACAUCCUGCGCUGCUUACACUACAAGUGGAUAUGAAACGCAAGUCGCAAGUAUCCUGGGCAGCUCUAAGUGGCAUUGCCAUUACCAGCAGUGUGGCCAUUGUGGGCGCCGUUAUAGCCGCUUAUAAAUUUGGUUCCAUGAUUACGGACAACUUGCUGCAGUCGCUGCCCACCAGUGUCCCAUACUAUGUGAUGCUUAUACUGAUGUCGCUGCAGCUCUGCUUCUCGGUUACUGUCUCCAGCUCGGCCAUGUUUUUGCAAAUUGAGAACUACUUCAAGCUGCCGGAAUCUUUAAGCUGCAAGCGCAUAUUGAUACGCUCGAGUUUGCUCGCGCUAGAGGUGUUGAUGGCAGAGUUUGUGCCCAGCUUUGAUGCACUGAUGGAUGUGGUGGGUGGCACUAUUACUGGUCCAUUGGUGUUUAUUUUGCCACCUCUGCUAUAUCGCCGCAUUAGACGCAUGGAGCGCGUGCAUCAGCGCAUUGCAGCUGAGGCUAGCUACGGCAGUCUGCCGCUGGAUCUCAACUAUGAUCCCAUCGAGCUGGAAAUGGAGCCGCUGCUGGUGGAGAGCAAGUCGCAUACGCCGCGUGGCUGUUGGCUGCGCUUGCUGCGGCAGCUGCAUCGCCUGGAAUGCGAUUUAUCCUGCACCAUGGGUGUGCUGAUCUUUGGCCUCUUGGCCACAUUCUUGGCCACAUACCUAAAUUUGUUUACCAUAGCCGAGUUGUUUAAGAACCACUCGCCUUGUUUGGGCAAUGGCACAACGGCUUAG